This is a messenger RNA of Arabidopsis thaliana (thale cress), 1284 nucleotides long. It is a transcript of the gene AKR4C10, whose product is annotated as NAD(P)-linked oxidoreductase superfamily protein. The record is from RefSeq and is marked reviewed. Bases 147 to 1091 code for a protein of 314 amino acids. Lineage: Eukaryota; Viridiplantae; Streptophyta; Magnoliopsida; Brassicales; Brassicaceae. The transcript has 7 exons. Gene Ontology annotation, molecular function: oxidoreductase activity.
CAAAUAUGGGCUUAACCAAAGUCCAUUAUCACCCAAACUCGUAUAUACCACAACAUCACGUUAAGCCUCAGUGAAGUCUCAGUGUCGGCUAAUCAGAGGAUCAGUCUCAGUGUUGAUUUCAGGUGAUAAAUCUCUUUGCUUUGACAAUGGCAGAGGAAAUUAGAUUCUUUGAACUCAACACCGGAGCGAAGAUACCAUCCGUCGGUCUAGGAACGUGGCAGGCCGAUCCUGGUCUCGUCGGAAACGCUGUCGACGCUGCUGUGAAGAUUGGUUAUCGUCACAUUGAUUGUGCUCAAAUCUAUGGCAAUGAAAAAGAGAUUGGGUUAGUCCUGAAGAAAUUGUUUGAUGGUGGAGUUGUUAAGCGUGAGGAAAUGUUCAUCACAUCCAAACUAUGGUGUACUUAUCAUGAUCCUCAAGAAGUGCCUGAGGCACUUAAUAGAACUCUACAGGAUCUGCAGCUUGACUACGUCGAUCUGUAUCUCAUUCACUGGCCUGUUAGCCUCAAGAAAGGAUCUACUGGCUUUAAACCAGAGAACAUUUUGCCAACUGAUAUUCCUAGCACAUGGAAAGCAAUGGAAUCACUCUUUGAUUCAGGCAAGGCCCGUGCUAUUGGUGUAAGUAAUUUCUCCUCAAAGAAACUCGCAGAUCUCUUGGUGGUGGCUCGUGUUCCUCCCGCUGUUAACCAGGUGGAGUGUCACCCUUCAUGGCAACAAAACGUGCUCAGGGAUUUCUGCAAAUCUAAAGGCGUUCAUCUCUCAGGGUACUCUCCUUUGGGUUCUCCAGGAACAACGUGGCUAACGAGCGAUGUUUUGAAGAACCCUAUUCUUGGUGGUGUUGCUGAGAAGCUCGGCAAGACUCCUGCACAGGUUGCAUUACGCUGGGGUCUCCAAAUGGGUCAAAGUGUUCUUCCAAAAAGCACCCAUGAAGACAGGAUCAAACAGAAUUUCGAUGUUUUCAACUGGUCCAUACCCGAAGACAUGUUAUCCAAGUUUUCUGAGAUUGGACAGGGUAGGUUGGUGCGAGGCAUGUCAUUUGUUCAUGAGACGAGUCCAUAUAAGAGUCUUGAAGAACUCUGGGACGGUGAGAUAUGAGACUCAGCUGAUUUGAUUGUCAUAGAUUUGUCAUUAGUAAUGCACGUUGUUUCAUUACAAAGGUACAACAUUUUACUUAUAAACUCCCUCCAGCAGUUCCACGUGAAAAGACAUUAAUGUUCUAAUUAUACUGAAUUGAUGAUCCAUUAUUACGAAGUUAGUAUGGUAAGUUUCGUAUAAUUAAAGAUGGUAA